Betta splendens (Siamese fighting fish) is the source of this 874-nucleotide messenger RNA. RefSeq names its product macrophage receptor MARCO-like. Gene Ontology annotation, cellular component: membrane. Lineage: Eukaryota; Metazoa; Chordata; Actinopteri; Anabantiformes; Osphronemidae. The transcript is spliced from 8 exons. The record is from RefSeq and is a predicted model, not a curated record. The coding region runs from base 16 to 621 and encodes 201 amino acids.
UAAUAUGUAGAAACUAUGUCACUGAGUUCAUUGCACAUUUCAGGCAUAUCUGGACCCCCUGGACCCGCAGGUCCUCCUGGACCCCCAGGGAAUCAAGGACCAGGUGCAAAAGGAGAACCUGGGGUCGCAGGACCUCGUGGAGAAAAAGGUGACACUGGGAACAUUGGUCAAAAAGGAGAGCGUGGAAUUGUUGGUCUUCCUGGACAAAAAGGAAAUGUUGGUCCACCUGGAAUUCCAGGCUUGAUCGGACCACCUGGUUUGAAUGGAAAUCAAGGACCACCAGGUUCUAAAGGUGAAAAGGGAGACUCAGGAAAUGCACCAGAGUUGAACGUGCGUCUUAUACCAGGAAAAUAUCGAGGGAGAGUAGAGGUGAAACACAACGGGGUGUGGGGCACCAUUUGUGACGACAACUUUGACAUAGUGGAUGGUCGAGUUCUCUGUAAGAUGUUGGGCUUCCAAACAUGCGUUACCACCUUCACUGCCACCGCAGGGACUGGCAAAAUCUGGCUGGAUGACCUGCGAUGCUUAGGAACUGAGUCAGACAUCUUUGACUGCGCACAUAAUGGAAUUAGUGUCAACAACUGCCAACACAAUGAGGACGCUGGACUACAAUGUAUCUAGACUAACAUCACACACACACACACACACACACACACACACACACACACACACAGUACACAUAUACAGAAGUACAAUCCAGCAACAAUAUUAGUAGAAAAGAUUGCUACUGUUAAUGUCAUUAAUCAAAUACAAAAAUGCAUCCAGUUAUACUGUAUCUGUUUGAUAAUUGUGUUUAAACACAUAACCAUAAUACUCUAACAUGUUAUUGUCAUGUAUGUAAAAAAGCAUGGUAAUAAAAGCAUCUUGAGAUAAA